This is a messenger RNA of Trichechus manatus latirostris (Florida manatee), 882 nucleotides long. Its product is annotated as selection and upkeep of intraepithelial T-cells protein 8-like. The record is from RefSeq and is a predicted model, not a curated record. Lineage: Eukaryota; Metazoa; Chordata; Mammalia; Sirenia; Trichechidae. Gene Ontology annotation, cellular component: external side of plasma membrane. The transcript has 4 exons. Gene Ontology annotation, biological process: regulation of cytokine production; T cell receptor signaling pathway. Gene Ontology annotation, molecular function: signaling receptor binding.
AUGAUGCCUGUAUCCUGUUCUUGUUCUGGGUACUGUGUGGUCUUUCUUCUCCUGAAAAUAAUGACAUCAACUUCAGAGAAGUUGAUGGUGACCAGUCCCACCAGACACUCAAUGGCUACAGUGGGAGGACAGGCAGAACUCAGCUGCCAGCAGUCCCCACCACAGAGUGCAGAGCACGUGGAAGUGCUCUCGUUCUGGGGAGACCAUUCCAAGACUGUUUAUCCGUACAGUGGGGGCCAUGAAAUGAAUAGAGAAGCUUCCCCAGAGUAUAUGGGUAGCACAGAGGUACUGAAAGAGGCCCUUGGGGAGGGCAAAGUGACCCUCAGAAUUCAUAAUAUCAGUGUUUAUGAUGAGGGGCAAUACCAGUGUUCAUUUAAAGAUAGUGGCUUCUAUGAUGUGGCCAACAUGAACCUGAAAGUGACAGCACUUGGCCUGGAAAUGCAGAUCUAUGUUCAGGCUUCUGGUGCUGAUUGACUCAAGAUGGAGUGUAACUCAGGAGGGUGGUACCCGCAGCCCCAGAUGGAGUGAAGGGACAAUAGGGGAGAAAGAGUUCCACAUUCAUCGAUAUCCUACUCACAGGAUAAAGCCAGAUUAUUUCACAUGAAGAUGACUCUUCUCCUAAGAAAUAAGUCACAGGGCAAUAUGAUUUGCUAUAUUUGCAACCCACUUCCCUAUGAAGGGAAACGAACAAAUAUCAUUCUAGCAGCCUCCAGCACCGUCAGAAUUAGAGUCCCCCAGUAUGACGAAAGCAAAUGUCGCAGCCAGGCUGGCAGCCGUGUGCUAGAGUGGGAAGAGCCGUGGGAAGAGUUAAACCCAGUUUCAAGAGGAGGCAAUUAUAGCUGUCAGUCAGAAAAACCUCAGAGGCUGGAUGACUAUUUGUAA